AUGUUGCAGGGACGGAGCCGCGACGACUACACGGUGGCGUGGAUCUGUCCGCUGGAGGUGGAGCAGAUCGCAGCGAUAGAGAUGCUGGACGAGGAGCAUACUAUAUUACCCAAGUCCUCAGCAGACCAUAACGUGUACAGCCUCGGGAGCAUCAACAGCCACAACAUCGUUAUCGCAGGUCUGCACCAGCCUAGGAACUGCCCCGCAGCUACAGUUAUGGCGCAGAUGAGGAUGACAUUUCCCAACUUGCAAUUCGGUCUCUUGGUCGGCAUUAGCGGUGGAGUUCCCGUUCAGACAGAUAAUAGGAUGAUACGACUAGGUCAUGUGGUUGUGAGCAAGCCUGCGGGUGGACACUCCGGCGCUCUGCAGUACGAUCAUAGAAAAGCGAGAGACGGUCACUUCGAGCGGACAGAUGCCCUGGCACCAGCAGCAGCAGUUCUUCUCAAUACUGCGCAGGCGCUAGCAGUGCAGCGGGCAAGGCUGGAUGUCGAUCCGGUACAGCACGACGUCCGUCGAAUCGACACAACGCGUCGUAGGCUUCGACGGUACCAGUAUCCCGGCGAGCAAAACGAUCAUCUUUUCCCACCACAUUACAAGCACCAUCGUCAAGGAUCAUGCAACACCAAGUGCAACCUAUCGAAGCGUAUACCUCGAACGAGCGAUAAUGACGACACGUUUGUUGUUAUGCACAGAGGCAAUAUCGCAUCUGGAGAGAUGGUGGUGAAGGAUGCGUUGCUGAGGGACAUACUAACUCAGCAGGAUGGGCUUUUAUGCUUUGAGAUGGAGGCUGCUGGGGCAAUUACCGACUUUCCUUGCCUUGUUGUGCGCAGCAUCUCAGACUACUGCGACUCGCAUAAGAACGACAUGUGGCACAGGUACGCGGCAGCUGUGGCAGCAGCGUAUGCCUGA
Colletotrichum aenigma is the source of this 909-nucleotide messenger RNA. RefSeq lists its product as uncharacterized. The transcript has a single exon. Gene Ontology annotation, biological process: nucleoside metabolic process. Lineage: Eukaryota; Fungi; Ascomycota; Sordariomycetes; Glomerellales; Glomerellaceae. Bases 1 to 909 code for a protein of 302 amino acids. Gene Ontology annotation, molecular function: catalytic activity. The record is from RefSeq and is a predicted model, not a curated record.